Molecule: messenger RNA, 2066 nt
Organism: Hyposmocoma kahamanoa
Lineage: Eukaryota; Metazoa; Arthropoda; Insecta; Lepidoptera; Cosmopterigidae
Product: esterase B1-like
Exons: 4
Coding region: 1-1707 (568 amino acids)
Source: RefSeq, a predicted model, not a curated record
AUGGUCCCCAUAAAGAAGGAAGGUCGACCAGCUGACUCUCCCUGUGCGUACCGACCCAUAUGCCUGCUGAACGAGGCGGAUCUGUUGCGAAAAUAUCCGUUGGUGACUGUAAUGCAAGGCCAGCUGAGAGGAACUGUAAAGACCCUCCUCAAUGGAAAACCGUAUUAUAGUUUUAAGGGCAUCCCAUAUGCCCAACCUCCCAUCGGCGAGCUUAGAUUUAAGGCACCACAACCGCCAACCCCUUGGCUAGGCAUACGUGAAGCUAUAGAUCAUGGCCCGGUUUGCCCACAGCAUGAAAUGAUGACCGUGCAAUACGUUGAAGGCGAUGAAAAUUGUCUUUUUUUAAACGUAUAUUCAACAACUCUAAAUCUAGACUCCAAAAUACCAGUAAUGGUCUACAUACAUGGUGGAGCAUUCAUGUCCGGCUCUGGCGACGUAGAAUCUGGAUAUGGUCCAGAAUUUCUUCUUCAACACGAUGUGGUGCUAGUUACUCUGAACUACAGACUUGAAAUUUUAGGAUUUCUGUGCUUAGACACUCCUGACGUUCCUGGUAAUGCAGGAAUGAAAGAUCAAGUUGCUGCCUUAAGAUGGGUGCGUGACAACAUACAACAGUUUGGUGGUGAUUCUAACAACGUAACUUUAUUUGGAGAAAGUGCGGGUGGCGCUUCUGUUGUUUACCAUAUGCAGUCUUUGAUGUCCAGAGGACUAUUCCAUAAAGGUAUUUGUCAAAGUGGAGCUCCAUUAACAGAUUGGACACAAGGUAAAGAGGGGUUAAGUCGUGCAUUUAGGGUAGCGAAAUAUCUGGGUAAAGAUACCAACGAUAAAGAAGAACUAUAUGACUUUUUAAAAAAUAUCCCGGUUAAAAAGUUUUCAAAAAUUACUGUGAAAACAAUGACUGCAGACGAGAAGAUUAGAGGGCUACCAAUACAUUUUGCUCCUGUAGUCGAGAAAAGAUUUGACAAUGUAGAACCAUUUUUAACUGAAGAACUUAUCGAGACACUGUUGCAGAGCAACAUUAUGAAAAUACCCAUGAUACUGGGAUAUAACAAUCUUGAAGGUUUACUGAUACUACCGUACCAAUUGAAAAGAGUAGAAUUUUUAAAUAAAAAUCCACAUAGUUUCGUACCGAGAGAAAUUGUUAGCGUGAUUACUGAAGAGAAAACGAUCGAAUUCGGACAGAGGCUCAAGAAAUUCUAUUUUGGUGAAAAUGAAAUUAGUACACACACAAUUGCUUCACUUUUAGAUUUAUUGUCUGAUUUACAUUUUGUGUUCAACACUCACAGAUUUGCCCAUUUCUAUUCUUCAAUGCAUGAACAAUUAUACAUGUUCAGGUUGUGUCUUGAUACCGAUUUGAACAUGGUGAAAAUUCUGAGUGGAUUCUCGCACUUGAAAGGAGCAUGCCAUGCAGAUGAUCUGUUUUAUAUAUUCCAUAACGCUUUAAAUAAAGAUGCAUAUCAAGAACAAAAGAUGUUACAAGAUAUUGUUUUCAGAUUAACAAAAUUGUGGACAGAUUUUGCUAAAACUGGGAAUCCAACACCCACAGGCUCAGAAGUAAUAUGGCCUCAGUAUACUUCAUCUAAACAAAUGCUUUUGGAUUUCGGAGAGACGUUCACCCCGAGACCGUAUGCGGAGAAGGAUAGAGUUGAGUUUUGGAACAAAUUAUAUUGUGAAGCCGGACUACCCCAUAUUGUUAAGAGUAGUUUGUAAAUAGCAUGUUCGCUGCUUUUUUAUAUGAACCAGGGUAGAUACUCGUAGGUAGUUUUUCAUGGUAAUAGUGUUACGUGAUAUAUUUUCCGUUUAUUCAGAAAGUACGAUCACAUGUGAAGUGUAGCAUGUGAUCGUUAAUGAAAUGAAAAUACUGAUUAAUGAAAAAAUAUUUAUUUACCUAAGUAUAUACAAAUAGAAUACAAAAUAAUAGGCGUGUAUGUAUAAAUAUAACAAUGAAAUGUUGUGACUUAGAGUAUUUUUUAUUUUAAUAUUUAAUCUAUCACAAAUUAAUCAGAAUAUUAACAUGACACUUUCUUUUGUACGUAACAACAAAUUGGUAAUUAAAAAUAAUAAUUUAG